CAGAACAAUGCGAAUCCAUGCAGCAGUUCUGGCACUCUUCGCGGCGGUCGCUGCCGCCGUCCAGUCCACAGACCGAUCUCUGGGCGCUCUGGUCGACUGCCCAGCCGUUCGCUCUGCAGACUCGUCAUGCCUCUGGGCAGGCGUGAACGGAGACGUGGUGGACUCGCGCACUCUGCGUGAGCUCCUCAUCGAGCACAACUAUGUGUCCUACAGCGACAGGGAAGCCUAUAGACGCAACCUGCAGGAGCACAUGACGUACAUCGAAGACGUGAGUAUGUACGCGAAAAAUAUUGGGCACGAGUUCUCGUAUCACAUGGGCGUGAAUGAGCGCCACUUGACGUCGUCCACCAAGCGCAAGCUAACGCCCGAGGAAUUCGUCGACCAGGAGGUCUUCUCCGCGUACUCGCGCCGCCUCCAGGCCACUACGAACAGCACCGUGUCGAGUUCAGGCAGCUCAGAAUAUUGGAAUUGGUGCGACUCGGACAACUCCGUGGGUCACAGCGUGUGCUCUCCUGUGAAGAGUCAGAAGAGCUGCGGUAGCUGCUGGUCCUUUGUCGCCGCAGACGCGAUUGAGACGGCCGUGGUGAUCGCGGAGAACGCGUCGGCCGCUGUGUCCCUAUCGCCGCAGCAGUUCCUGACUUGCAGCACCUUGCAAACGACCCAGACGUUUGAAUAUUGCUGGGCCUCGGACAGCGGCGUGGACGGCGCCACUUGGAUGCAGUCCGAGAUCAAGUGGGAGUCUCAGAACGACGGAUGCAAUGGCGGCAUGACGCACGGGGCCUUUAUAGACGCGGCCCAGAACGGCUGGGGUCUGGUGACGGAGCUCACGAUGCCGUACGACGACUCGAGUUCAGGAAGCUCGUCAGCUUCCAACACUUCAUCGGUGUGCACCGUCAGUGCCGAUGAGGCUGCCGCGAGCAUUACGGGCUGGGAGCAGAUCGUGGGUGCCGACUGCACAACUUCCAGCAACUGCACCACGUUGCUGCGCUCAGCGCUGGAGAAACAGCCCAUUGCUGUGGCCAUCACGUCGAACGGCGGCUUCGGCGAGUACGCUGGCGGGUUCUACAACUGCCCCAACAACGGAGAGAUGGCGUCCAAGAACGACCUCAACCACGCGCUGCUGCUGGUGGGCUACGGAAGCGACUCGUCGGUCGGUGACUACUGGAUCCUCAAGAACUCGUACGGCAGUUCGUGGGGCGACAGCGGCUUCAUCAAGCUGGUGGCGGAUGCCAAGAUCAACUGCGGGUUGAACGUGUUCCCCGUCAUCCCCACCGGCGCCAAGGCCGGUGCUCAGGCGAGUACCAGCGUUGACAGCGGCGGCGACAAGAUAUUCGUUGGGCUCAGCCCAGCGGCUUGGAUCGCCGUUGCAGCGGUGACUACUAUUUUCACGCUGGUGACCACGGCCAUCGGCAUCGGGGUGUCGAACCGGAAGCUCAAGACCAUCCGCGAGCAGAACUCGGCCAUGUACGCGGCAUCAAACACGCCCGCGGCGACUUAG
Molecule: messenger RNA, 1498 nt
Organism: Phytophthora sojae
Lineage: Eukaryota; Oomycota; Peronosporomycetes; Peronosporales; Peronosporaceae
Product: papain-like cysteine protease C1
Exons: 2
Coding region: 8-1498 (496 amino acids)
Cellular component (GO): lysosome
Molecular function (GO): cysteine-type endopeptidase activity
Source: RefSeq, a predicted model, not a curated record